AUGGCCGUCAUCUCCACCGUCCCCCGCGGCGACGUCACCGCAAACCUCAACUUCUUCACAGCCCCCGCCGACGGCGAAGUCCCCUUCAACCUUGUCGGCGACGGCCACGCCCCGGAGCUCGCCCGCCGCAACUACGGCGACGACUUCCACGACGUCGUCAUCCACGACGUCCGCGGCCGCGAAUCCGACUUCAACGUCAACCGCGACGCCUUUGAGCUCGUCCAGGGCAUCCCCCCCUCCGCAGAAACAGAGUUCGUCGACGACGACUCCAUCAAGAAGAAGUACUACCCAGAGGUCGAGCGCCUGCUGCUGGACAAGAUCCCCGGCGCCGACAAAAUCUACAUCUUCGACCACACCAUCCGCCGCUCGGAUCCCAACGCCAGCCGCGCGCCCGUUCUGCGCGUCCACAUUGACCAGACCGCCGCAUCGACCGAGAAGCGCGUGCGCCGCUACUUCCCCGACGAGGCCGACGAGCUGCUCAAGCGCCGCUACCGCAUCGUCAAUGUCUGGCGCAGCCUGAACAAGGGCCCCAUUGAAGCUACUCCCCUGGCUCUCGCUGCUUCUGCUACCCUCGACGAAAAGGACGUCACGCCCAUCUCGCACCGCUACGCCGACGGCUACCACGGCGAGACUGCCGCUGUCAACUACAACCCUGACCAGAAGUUUUACUACUUCAGCGGCAUGACGCCCGAUGAGCGGCUGCUGAUUGAGUGCUUUGACAGUGAUUCGCUCAAGCCGGGCUCCAAGACUGGUGGACGGACGCCGCACACUGCUUUUACUGAUCCCAGGACGAGACCUGAUGCCGAGGGACGAGAGAGCAUUGAGGUGCGAGCCUUGGUUUUCGGUAACUAA
Molecule: messenger RNA, 852 nt
Organism: Trichoderma gamsii
Lineage: Eukaryota; Fungi; Ascomycota; Sordariomycetes; Hypocreales; Hypocreaceae
Exons: 1
Coding region: 1-852 (283 amino acids)
Molecular function (GO): oxidoreductase activity
Source: RefSeq, a predicted model, not a curated record